This is a messenger RNA of Spirometra erinaceieuropaei, 43701 nucleotides long. The record is from the annotation of a GenBank genome assembly. NCBI's taxonomy places the organism in Eukaryota, Metazoa, Platyhelminthes, Cestoda, Diphyllobothriidea, Diphyllobothriidae.
AUGGUUAGUUUCCACGCUUUUUGAUUGUUUGCACAUUUAGUCGUUUAAAAAAGACGUAUUUCUGGGAAUCCUGUCUGUCAUCGGCGGAGUCCUCAUACAUUUUACUUAUGGACAUUUUUACACUAUCGGUGAGUUAGUUAUUUAACUGAUAUUUUAAGGGAAUCUUAUAACAUAUAUUACGUCUUACAUUAAGCAAAAAGUGAAUCCCGACUUUAACCCUGGAUCGGCAGUAUGGAUUUCUGCUAUUGCUUUGGCCGUCCAGGGCAUAUCUAUGCCUCUUGGAGGUGCAGUUCUUCCUAAGAUAGGGUACCGAGCUGUUGUGAUUAUUGGAAGUGCGAUAAACAGGUAAGAUUUAUUUCUACUGGCACAAUUCUUCAGAUUAUAUGGGAAUUUCUCAUGCUAGUGUAUGACAAGUUUAAAUAGAGAACACGGAAUAUUUAUUUUUUAUUGUCCAUGUUGAAAUUGCGGACCCUACUAGGCUUCUACUGAGGGUUGCCGUAUUUGCGCACUUUUUCUUGAUUUCUUUCACAUCUAUUAAAUAUGUUGCGUAGUGUUAGACAUGUGCAUAGUUUAACCGAUCGUUUUGCAACAGAUUCUUUCCGCCAAACUGACAACUCUUGGAGGCCACUCUUGAAGGCCUAUAUGCCAGUUAAUGUGCGGUUCGUGUAAAGGAGUGUAGGAGUUUGGGCAAUUUUUAUUAUAACUUCUCUGACCGUCCUGAACUCGAUUCUUAGACUGUCUCUAGAUAACCUGAUUUGAAUAUAAAUAUUUUAGUCUAGUAAGUCAGAGUUCUUUCUAUCGUCAACUUUUCAUACUAUCUUUUUAGUGGGAGUGUGCUUCUUACCUACAUCACCAUUCAGAAGGGCUUCGCAUAUGUCGUCCUUAGCUACGCAGUAAUGCUUGGCUUUGGAUUUGGAUUUUCAUAUGCGGUUAUAUUUUCGGUAGCAGCUUCUGUAAGUUCUAAAUUCCGUGUUUUUAUUAUUUGAACACAUUCUUCACGAGUCUGGCAUGUUCCUUUUACGAAGAUUGGCCUAGAUUUUGAGAGCAUAUGUAACAGCGCAACGUCGUUCAUACAAUUUGCUUCAAACAUUGAAUUGUGAGGUAGCACAUUUUUGGUAUCACUUAAGUCACUUCACGCUGAUUUAAAUAAACCGUUUAACUACACACAUGUUCCAUGAGGUAUUUUACUGUUUUUUGUCAUCGAAUAAUUUUUAUUUGUGAUUUACCAGUUAGAAUACAACAGCAAAAUCAGCAUUUUGGUUCACUUUUGAGGCAAGUAUACCUGCGGCCUGCGUGAUCGUUUAUUUUGAUGUCUCAGCAGCUGUAGUGCAAAAAAUAUUUACUUUGGUCGAAAAAGACAAAUAAAAAAAGUGGACCUUUUGCCCGUUAUGUCUGCUUUUAACCUCCCUUCAUGAAAAUUGUCUUCUUUCAGAGAUAGCAAUGCAAUUCCGAAUAUAUUAAGCAUGCUCCCAAAUAUUCUUAGUUGUGUGCAGCCACUUUGGUGUAUUUGAUGUUCAUACCACGAGUGUACUCAGGCAUUGGGGGCAAAGUACUGAUAGUUGUCACUUCAUUAUGCCGGGACGUUACUUCUUGUCGGGUAUCACCUAGUUGUUUGGGAUUAAUGGUAAUGUUUUCGCUACUCUUCAUAUCCUUCUCUUGGUCGAUUUAUUGAAUAAGUAAUUUUUCAUAUAGAAAAUCUAGUGUGAGCACCUUUUCCUUUCGCAAUUAAUACGUGUCGGUACACAUUCUAUUCCUUAGAUAACAAUAGUUUUGAUAAUUUUUUAUUAUUCCGGAUACUCAGUCACACACGUGUUGCCAUCGUCACUAGUAAAGUCUCGAAUUAGUGUGCUUCGCUUAUUUGCAUCCAGUUUUACCUUAUCUCUAGGUAUUGGUUAAUUUUACUUCAUUUUACCUCAGUUUAUCCGAUCCUGUGUCUGAAAUCCGGGUAUCUCGAACCCAUCGCUAUUGUCCUGAAUAUGUACUUGUUCAUAGUAGUGUUUUGAAAUUCCAGUUGAAGAAAAUCGAGUCAAAAUAUACUUUGGCUAUUAUUCUCAACUUUUGUGCAAUACCGUUUUUACGCUUUUGCCUUAUGGUUCAUCACAGCGUCCUUAGGGAAGGAAGUAAUAUCAUCCAGGUAAUAAUUAAAUCGAAUUAAUGGUUACAAAAAUUUCAGUUUUUUGAAUUACUGCAUAAUGCAUAAUCGUCUGCCAGACGUACUGCACUUUAUGCCUGUUAACAUUAAAUGUCUGAUCUAAUUCAGAUACUUUCUCCUAAAACAUCCAAACGGGUCGGUGAUUUAGCACUUUCUUCAUUUGGCAUUUCAUCGGCGGUUUGAAGAUUGUUUCUGGAAGUGGACGUUUUUUUAAACUGUGGGGAAAGAAUGCGUGCGUCCUAAUCUAUAUGAAGAAAAGGUUUCGCGCCGCCUUCUAACUCUGUUUGUGUUUGAUGUCGCUGCUAAAGCAAGUUUGACUAAAACAGCAUGUUCUAGGAUAUUUGCUUAACCAUCACAAUAUACCGGUGAACGUCAUUUCCACGGGCCCUACCCGCCUCAACGUUCAUCAGCUAAAUCAUCCAGGCCACUACAAGACGUCAGUCUUCGUUUGUAUGAAAUUUCAUGACGCGCAAUCUAGGCAUCAUUCCUCUCGUCAAUAUCUCAGAAUUUUCGACCAGUAUCGAUCUAGGUGACCUCUGAAGUGCGUGUUGCUUUUUGCCCCACUCUUUCUCUUGCCUCCCCAGUAGCUAGUAAAGAGUCCCAAGAUCUUCAUCGACUUAAAAACUUUGUGCCGUGCUAUUAACCGUCUCCCCUGGACUAAGGGUUGUGGUUACUUCGUUUCGCUUAGCGUUUAUUUAGCGCUUUUGGUUUUUAUAGAUUUAAAAUCCUCAUAUAAACGGGUGCUUGCCGAUCGUGUUACGGACACACUCGCCUCGCCCUUUGCCUUGGAGCUCAAUCCCGAGCUCCGCCAGCAGCCGCAUAGCGGCUAGUAGUAUACCGAUAAAUACAUUAUAUAAGCUUGGUGCAGGUUACAAAUAGGAUUUAAAAGCUUUGAUUUUUACGAAUUUUGGCAAUAUUAGCAGCAGUAUGUUUAACUGGGGAAAACGGUGGGAAACAAGCAUUUUUGUUGGCAUUGAAAUCCUAGUCGUAAGUUUGUACUGGUUUUCAAUCGAAUUGAUGCGCCAAAAACGACCCAGAUCAGUCCACUUCACAGUGGAAAUCUAAGAAUGGGCAACUGACCAUAAUGCUCCCUCUUCCCUAUGUUGAAAACUGAAAUCCCUUUCGUUUCGGUCUAGCUAGUACAUGCAUUGCCGUCUGUAGUCUGCGCGUUGUUCGAAACUUGUGCCUUUGAUUAACCUGGUCAAUAUUAGACUCGAGACGUUCUUAGGGAUCCAUAGUAAAUAGGUCCCUGAGGGAAAGUUGUGCGUGGCCAAGAAAGUGCCUUUAUGAAUAUAGACGGAGUAAUUAUUAACAAAUGGGUGAAUAAUAAUGUUAUCAUGGAUUUAAAAAAUUUCGGCAGUUGUACUUUUACUGCACACCUUCGUUUUUGGCACAGAGUGCUUAAUCUUAUUGACAAGCAUCUUGUUCCCAUAUUCGCAUAUCCUGUAAUUUCAACUGUAGUGUCCGUAGUGACUUACAUUCAUUGUCUACCGGUCUUCCGCCAUACGGCGCAGCGUCAUCUUAGCAAAGGUUCCUCGACAAAAUCCGUCCCUUCACUAUUCUACUUCUGCUACCAAUUGUCCUGAAGAUGAUAGAAGCCUCGGUAGCAGUCUUCUACCGAGCUGUAGAUCUGAAUCUUUACCUUUGGCUACCCAUUAUAAUAAGCUACCUAUUUUUUUCGAAAUAUACAUUGUCCAUUCCACAGUACUCCAUUUCUUCCGUGGUUAGCUUCUGUGAUAUUUUUCAGCCUCCCGAGGGCAGUCGGUUGUUGUCUGUUUUCAAUGCUCAAAAUGGUCGUCCGCCUUGCCCAAAUACAUUUAACCUUUUGAAAUUUCAGUGGUUUCCCGCCCGCCGCGGACUCAUCGUCGGCACAAUUGUCGGCGGAUUUGGUCUUGGAGCGUUGGUCUUUACUCCGGUUCAAACUGCCUUUAUUAAUCCAAACAAUGUGGCCGUAAACCAAACAACUGGGUAAGUUAAUGUCCUCUUUUUGCCGACGAGAUAACCUCAGUAACUAAACACCGCUCAAAUCAGACAUGAUGUUUCGGUCUGUGCAUAAUUCCUACGUUUAUAGCUAUGAAAUUUUGUGGACUCAAGUUUACUAACACUAAUUAGUCUCCCUUUAUACUCAGUCCGCUUCGCUUCCCAAGCUGCAGGCGGUCGCGAGGCCUCACACUACCUCACUUGUUCUUCUCCGACAGUGUCUGACCAUUUAGCGAAUCGCGAUCUGAUUAAAAUAAUCAUAGUAGUGGAUACUUCCUCGAUCGAUCCAGAUGACGGCGACAAAAGCUCUUUGGGAGCUUAUAAUGACGAAACUCUGCUAUCGCAGACAACUUGCUUUGGCACACCGACCAUAUUUGCUCUAUUUCUCCAGUGAUCUCUGACCUUAACCUAUUCCUCCAGUGAGCCUUUCUUCUUGUUGGGCUCUUACAACGCUUUACAUGUUUCCUUCGAGUUUCUAAGCGCCAGCACUGAAAAGAUUAGACGGAGAUGCGUGGCUAACUAUGCAAAACCUGAAGACCGCAUCAAACGUUUCUUCUCGAGGCCGUUUUAACUCGUAUGAACGCGAUUUGUCUAAGAAAGUUAACACCAGACAGAAUGACAUUUCGGAUUGUUCUUAUCCAUACGUACGAAUAGGGGGAAGGGACGUCUGCAUCGUGAAAUGCGGUUGAUUAUUUUCUGCCGCAGGAGUGUUUCUCGAAUUCAUCAUCAGGGCGCAACGAAGAGAUCGAGUCAGGAGGGCAAAUUUGUCGGAUGAGAUCCAUCCUGCGUCUCGCCGACUGACCGCACUGGACUUUGGUGAAAAUCGAUUGAUGACCGGAUUCCCACGCCGCGUGCUGUCUCAGAUCGAUAAAUUAGUCAUGCCGACGAUCGACGUUUCUCCCUCGUUUUCAGUAGCGGACUUCCCAUGGAUACGUACCUUCCCAUUGUUUUUCGAUAUCCAGCCGCUCACGGUUUCGAUGAGAGAGGAAUGCGCUUGUGAACUCAGAGGCUACUAGUUGUUUUUGCACUCAAAAUAUUGGUCUCGCCCUAUGGUAAAAUGAUUCGUGACUGUCACUGGGGUAGCACAGGUUUUACUCAGCACUUACUCACACAACGUCAGAAUGAAGAUGUGUGAGAGGAGGAAGCCCUUUUCAGUUUAUAAAAUCCAAAGCCACUGUCAGCAAGCCACCAUCUUGAGUUUUUUAAACUUCUGUGUGCUUUCAACCAGAACUUAGGGCGACGACACCCCUCCCUCCUAAUCUCACUGAAUGAAAGCGCGAAUUUUAUUGGUGAAACUACUCUUGAAACCCCCCAUUUCCACCAGCCCCCCUAAGGCAUUGAGCAACGUGCCGUUGUAUUUUUCGCCGUCGACUUCCUCUAUAAGCACAAUUUACAGACGGUGAAAUAACUCGGGCCAUGCUAUUUACCAAUGCCUUUCUGUGAGCGGCAGCAGCAGUGGGGGAAAUGUCAGAGUUUGUGAGUCUUUUGCUAUAAGUGAAUUCUGAAAACGAAUUAGUGGGCGCGUUGACCCACUGUACUGUCGAGGAUUAAGAUGCGUGAAAAAUUUGAUUUUUGAACUACAGAGUUCCGCCAUCCUUGCGAAUGUUUUGUUUAUACGCCAUCCACCAACAGUCUCAAUGCUGACUGUAGGUUCUCUGUUGAGUAAUCGAAUAACUACGUCAGCCUACAGUUCGACCGCUCACCGUGUGUUACAGAGGAAGGGGGGGAGAGAAUGGCUUGUGAAUUAGUUUAAAGUGAUGGUAAACUUGCGCCGAAUCUACUGCACUCUCUCCUUCUCCACCUGCACCCGCUGUCAAGCCUGAGUCAAGAAGACCGGAGACGGGAGAGGACGCAGGUGGCUGGCACGGCGCAAAUCCGCACCUAGGCGUACCACCACCCUCCCUGGUCCACGGCAUAUACUGGCCAGGAUUUUACACAGCAAAAGGAGAGGGGGCGGCUAUGACCCCACGGAUUGGGAGCGCCAUAGAGACCACAUUAAAACGGAGCCAUAGUAGCCUGACUCUCAAUCUGCCAGUCUGUGUCACCCCACACAAAUCCACACCGGGCUGGCUGUGAGGUCUUACUUCCAUUGUCAUUUGGCAACCUUUCAAGCCAUGGCAGUCAGUGCACCCUGACAGUCUCAGACUCGGAUCCCACAUGCAGCAGAGGAGCCACAUGGAGAAGGAGCCGAGGAACGCGCUUCUACAACGCACACUGACCGGCGUGAACCGGCAAAUGGACCCAUCGUUGACACCACCAACGUUGACAUUUCUUAUGUGGCCGCAUUCCCAAUAACGUCUGCGGGGUCCCGAUGUAGUCCGUGUUGGUCCAGCGCAUUUAUAACUUGGCCUCUAUUAUGGGCGCAAGUGCGUCAGCCACUAAUGAUUCCACCUACAUUGUGUUUAUUGGAUCCCUUUACAGCCUUUUUGAAGGUUGGGCAUGUGCCCAUAUUAUAAAGAAAUAAGUACCGGGUCGCUUUCACAACAAGCGCCUAGUAGUAUUUUACACCACCAUCUCCCUUUUUCUCUAUUUUUGUGAACUGCCCUAAUUGUGGACACCCCCGCUUUUUUAUGCUAAUAGCAUGUUUGAAGACGAGGCGCUGUUGCAGCGAGUGCCCGAAGCCUUCCUCAUGCUGGGUGGGACACUGGCCGCUCUGCAAUUCAUCGGAAUUAUUCUCUUGCGCCAGAAGCCCUCGGAGCCCGAGGUAGGAAUAGGGUGACAUUUUUAUUGUUUUGCUUCUAGUUAACCUUUUAAAACCUCUUAUUAUGACGCCUAACACAGCCCUUUUGGUUGACUCUAUUUUUCUCCUGCGUUAGCCCGCCUCACCGUAGACCUGUAGGAUUUUUUGGUGUGUCUGCGCGGUUAGCCAGCCGGAGUGGGCGACGAAAGGAAAAGUAUAUUUAGUACGACUUGCCAUGAUCCUCAUGGUCGUGACCGAUUACUUCGGGUGCUCAAACUUACGUCCUGUUUAAAAUUGUAAUUAGCAGACACUCCCUAUCUCAUAUUACAAUUAACAAACUUUUUUCCUUUAUGUUUCUAUCUACCGACCCCUUUGUUUAAGUAGGCAAACGCGGAACUGAAUUCCGCUUUCUGUCCUAAAUGAUAUGCUAGGUAUGGACCGGGGUUUGUUUUCGCUGUAAUGUGUACUCGUUAGAAUUUAGCCGACCAGUGAGCUUGCUUCUCAAAAAUGCUGUUUUUUAGCAAUGUGCUGAGAUGUGAAGUGCGUAUUCGGUACAUGAAGAGGCUUGCUCGUAAUUAUUUUCGGUAAUUUGCACCGUUUGUAUUGAUGUUAGAAGUUCAGAGACCGUCCACCUUUUAUUUUAGUCGCCCUGAAAUCGGCUUGUAGACAGCACACAUGAUUAUCGAAACAUGAAAUUCAUAUACAACUAUUCUACUUCCUUUAGUGCUUUUUGAGGCCGCGCGCAGACCAGGUAAUGGAAGAGGGUUCUGCUGAAAGUUAUGAGCCACCAUGCCAAAAUAGAAGUAGUCAACAACUAUUCUGGAGUAUUACUAUACCUAUUUCAUAUUCCCUUUUCCCCUCGCAUUAGAUGGAAUCCGAUGGAUUUGCCGUGACAUGUUCUGAUGGAGACCAGAACACACCAUAUUUUCAUACUUAUCCGUAAACAGAUCACCUGUGAGAUUUCUGCUUCCGCACCUCGAAGGGAAAGCGAGAAUAGACACUUGCGUCCGGUGAUUUUGAUAAUUCUCGGUCUCAACCGACGCGGAGCCUGGUUUGUAAAUCCGUUUGAUGGCAAUUUGCAUAAACAUUGGCGUUCAGAUCGCAGGCUCCCGCCUGCGGUCCCGGGUGUAGCUGUAGUCAGAAAUAACCAUCCCAGUCGCAUUCGCCUAUGUCCAGUAUCGUUCGUCAUUAUUGUUUUCGACAAAACAGUGCAUGCCACUUAUAAUCCAGGUGUCGGAGUCCUGAAAUUAAGCAAAUGAAGCCGCCCAUAUGGAAAGCGUUUGAAGUUUCUAGCGCACAAUCCAAAAUAUUUUGAAACCCAUGUUUUUGUAUAUGCUUCAUUUGCACUGAAGGCUGUUGGGUUUUUGCACCGUCAAGCCUUGACCGAUCGCCUAAUGUUGGGUUGAAACACGAGAGCUAUUUAGCUAUCUGAAAAACUCUUCGAUGAGACACGAAAAUAGGAAUCUCCCCCCCCCCUCACCAUCAUUCCGGAGACCUUGCGCUAAUUUCUUGGGCGGUUAAUGUUAACGCUAAGGUUAAGUUUAUGGUUUGGGUAAGAUCAUGAUUAAGGCUGAAGUUAUGGCUAAUUUUAGGGUUAGGCUUGGUAUUAAGGCCUGUAUUAAGUUCAUGAGUAAGGUUAAAGUCGGAGGUUGGGUUAGGUUUUUGGUUAAGAUUUGAGUUAUUGUUAGUGUUGUGUCUAGAACACUAGGAUAUUCGUCGUUUCUUGAAUUCUGCUCGAAGCCACCUGAAAUACCGAGUGGGAUUUCCUAUUCCCCUGUGUUAUCAGCUGUUCUACAUUAACCAAUGCAUUUGCUUGUUCUGUCUUACGUAGUUAACUGGAAACCCCCAUCAGAAUUCUUGAAUGCUGCCGAACUCGUCUGGCCUGUGCCGCUCUCUUUUCCAAGCGUUCAGCUGUUUCUAUUUCUUCGUUAUAACUGGAUCUCAUUUAACAGGAUCAGCCAUCUAUUUGGGGCACGUGCUUUAUUUCGGGAACAUCGUAUUUUUGGCCAGAAAUCCGCAUAAUUGUGGCAAGGUGGGGGCGUUAGGUACAAUGAAACAGGCAAUCUGGCCGACGCAGGUUCAGGAAAGUUGUCGAAUUGGCAUUACAUGCCUCCAGGCCAACCGUGAAACAACGCGAGCACUGGACAUGCUGUGAAGUGGAAGCGGUGAGACCGAAAAAGCAGGAGUUGAUUGGUCAGAGACGAGCCUCCUACUGUACCACAUGAAAAGCAAAACAGUCCAACAUUAGUGCGUUUAUUGUGGUUACAGUAAACCUGGCGACUGUGAUGCUGGAUUCGUCGAGCAAAUUAUGUCAGAUUACGCCAAGAAAUCACAUGGAGAGUGAGGUGUGAAAAAAUGGUUUAAAAACAGGACGUCGUUGAGCUUCCCUUGGUGUGAAUUACUACAAAGUCAAGGAAAACGCUGGAAUUGAUUUAAGUACAGGCAAUGAUUUUUUCCUUAUAUGAUGCUUUUCCAUACCUUCCUCAUUUUCCCGCUGUCGUCUUGACGGAGGAGGCCGAUAUGUGUCCUGAUUCUUUUAGGUGCCUCUGAUAACUGUGGAGGGGUUAUUCCAACGGGCAGAAGUGUUUUGUCCGAUAUGUCCGUUUGAACCGGAAGCCGUCGCCCAACUGAGCAUAAAUUAUUCAUAUUGACCCAACUGUGAAAAACUCGACGCCUCGGUGGAAUUCGAACCCACGCAGUAAGGGGCAGGCUUCAGUACAGCCAACGCUCUAACUACCUGAGCUACGAGGCCCCGCCAGACGACUCGAGUUUUAUCACAUUUGGGUCAAAAUCUGCCAAAAUACCCAUAAAUUAUUCGUCAAGACUCCAAAGCGUACCGUGGACAGAAGCAAGAUCUUUACUAAAGUUAUAGUACCGAAAUGCAGUGGGAUACAGCCUUAAGCUGCUUCAUGUGACAUUUUGGCUUCGGAUUAAGAUCCCUUUCGACCAACUGAGCAGACUUCAUUCUUGAAAUCACCGUUUCUUAAUGCAUUUUCAACUAACCUUGGGUUCUUAUGGAAAAUUAGUCGACUUAUUAUAACGGUUUUGUUUAAAAUUGCGUGUGUGAUCAUACAACACUUGAAACAGGAAGUGUAACUAUGUGGACAAAUUCUAAAUUCGGGGAAUAUUAGUAUUUAGACGAAUGUAUUCCCAGCUUAAGACUGACAGGACCUUCGGGGCUGUUGAGCGCGUGUUCUUAUUGUUGCAGAUUUGCUAAAACACUUGAAGAACUUUACGCGUUUGCUUUCAGAUAAAGAGUAUUUUAUGCACUUUUCGAAUGUUUCGGACUGCUUUGCUACUGAAAUAUUGCAAAACAUUCCGGUACCAAAACAGACGAAGUUUUAAAGUACGCACAGGCACACAAGAAUCAAAAUACUUCAAUGUACUUUUUGAGCCAAGCAACGCAGAACAUGAUCGUGCGUUCAUUAUCCUCAGUAGCAUGCUUGCUUUUCAUAAGGCAUCCUUAUAAACACCAGUUUGAAAUACACUUAGACAAAAUAAAUAUAUACAAAGUUUGCCUCCAAUCUAUGCUCCCAGAAAAGGAGAACGAGACUUUUUGGACUGUUUUAGACGAAAUUACCUUCCCCAAAUGUCGCACUCGACGGGAGCAUUUUAGUCGGUUUAUUAGAGGCUCUAAGAUUUUCAAAAGUUGGCAUGUUCGAGCUCGUCGAUUUUGCGCGCAACCUUUACAGCGUGGUCCGUAUUCAUUGCAAUUUUUCGUAUGCAGCAAAAAACCGCAAGCGACCAUGCGUGUGCAUUUUGAAAGUUUUGUUCCAAAACGAAAAUUCGGGUUUCUUCUCACGAAAUACGAACAGUGGCAGUCAUUUUUAUGACCGAACAGUAAAAACGGUUUCAUGAGAUUCCCUUCCGAGAAAUUCGACCAUAUUGUUCGCACAAAGAUGUUUUUUGAGACUGUACACUACUUAAAUGGCGCCUUGUUCUCGGUGCAGUUUAUGCGGAUGAUUAGAAAUAUGUUACAAGUUUGGCUUGCUGUUGUGCAUUGAUUAUCUUACAAAUACGCUUCAUGCCACUCGAUUUCGCAAGCAUAUGUGGGUACUUGUUUUCAUUUUAAGCACGUCACCAUUUUUUACAUUAUUUUUACGAGACUUGAUGCCUUCUAUACCGGUAGGUAGUCAUGAGGGUUGUCCACUCGAGUACAAAAUGGCGAUUAACAGAAAGGAUGCAGGUCCUUACGCCUACUGAGCUUACUUUGCAUGGUUAUCAGCCUCGCAUUUGCAGUUAGGCCAUUUUUAUUUCACUGACGUUCACUACGUAUUUUUCCGCCUUAACCGGCGUUUUGUGGUAGAACCUAGUCACUAGAAAUGCUCCAACACGUAUGGAAUUAUUCCGGUUGCUAGAAGGGUACCUACGAAACUCACUCGCAACCCGACACUUCCCAAUCUCGAAAGUCAUGCCCAUCAACCCAUGAAAUAAGAGCUCGAACACGAGUUUCAGAUUUCUUGGAGAAGACCGCCUGCUUGCCAAAAGCCGCAAAGCUGCUUCCUGAACUUUAUACUAUAGCUGUCCCUGCUAGCUUUUUUGCUGAGCCACUGUUCUUAGUUCGAUGCGAGCCUGUAACUCAACCUUUGCCAAUGUUUAAACGAGUGCCUUGCGUCUUUCAGAAAAAGGGCUCGAACGCUGCGGCUACGAACUCGAAGGAGGUGAGUAUACCUGCAGUUUGCCUUUUUCUGUCUUCCCUCUCAAAGCUUGGGCUUUCUGCGUGGAAGCAUGUUUUUAGCAUACAGGGCGUCCAAAAAGUCGCUGUGCCCUUUUAAUAAAUUCCUAAAAAUGCGCACAAUAAAAUAAGUCUAAUCAUAUUUUUACCAUCAACAAGGGAGUCAUUGCAGCUUUACUUGCCAGAGUUGACAUCACGUUCCAACGCCUCGAUGACUAGCCGCAUGCCUCUGCAUGUGCGCCUCCCUUUUUGAGAACCUUCAUCCAUAUUCGGAUACAGGCCUCUCCGAUGUUUUGUAGCACCUCUUCCCCAACCUCACUGCGGUUCGUGCGGAUUCUUUCCCCGAAAUAUGACAGAUCACGAGGCAUAGUCGCAUCAACCUUGCUUUUGUUGUAGUUUUUUUGUUUUUCAUUUAUAUAUAUAUAGCACAAGGCGUUAUGUUAGGAUGACGUGGAUCCCCUUCGAAGGGGACCUCUUUGACCGAUCCAUCUGUCAGGAAAAUCUGUGUCCAGGAAAUCCCUGGAAAAGUGGGGUGGAUCUCCGUCUUGUUGAAAAAAUGACAUUAGCAAGGUGACCCUGAAUUUGUGGAAUAGCAAACUCCUGAAGCAUCCACAAGUAAUUUUCCCUUGUAAUAGUGAUCGUGUUACCGGAUGCAUCAGGAAAGAAAAAUGAUCCAAUCAGCUCAGUGCUGGACAUGGCACACCAAACCACCAGAUUCGGAGCUUUUCGUUCAUUCUCCAGAAUUGCUUUUGGAUUAGAUUUUCCGUAAAUUCGAUAGCGGUUUUUGUUUGUUUGAUCGGAGAGGUGAAAGAUAGACUCGUCGCUAAACUGUAAGUUUUCCAAGAACUGAGAGUUGUUUUGCCGCUAGUGGAGAGGCGAUUCACAUAUAUUUCCACACCAGCAUCAUAGUAUUCCACUUGCAACGUUUAAAGAACCUGAAGUCAGCACGGGCAAAGCUUGAUCGCUCUCCGAAGCACCCGCUGAAUCGAACGUUUUAAUGCUGAGCUCCAGUGCAACUAUCCGGAUGAACUUACCCUGGCUUUGCGCGAGCGCCUGCUCCAGUAGUUCGAUGUUAUUAUUAUUCAUAGUAGUAGUAGUGGUAGUAGUAGCAGUAGCAGUAGCAGUAGUAGUAGUAGUAGUAGUAGUAGUGGUAGUAGUAGUAGUAGUAGUAGUAGUAGUAGUAGUAGUAGUAGUAGUAGUAGUAGUAGUAGUAGUAGUAGUAGUAGUAGUAGUAGUAGAAGACCUUUCGCUGGGUGGUUUGCCAACGACAGAUCCUGUUUCCAGAAAUGUGUCAUGGAUAGCGUAAAUUAUGUUACUUGUUGAAGCAGCGUGACGCCAUAGAGCUUUUCAGAAUUUUGCUGAUCCGCAGCCGGGGACUGACUCUGCUCCGAAGUCAAUGGGCUAGUCAUGGGCAAGGGAGUGGUGUGAUUACGUAAUUUACAAGGUCUUAACUGUCAAAUGCUGACGACUUCACAUUUUUCAGGGUGAUACUUGAAAAUAAACAGAAAUAAGAAAUUAUAAUGUGGGGUUCACUUUUAUCAGUUCUGGAAAUAGCAUGUCCUCCGCUGCCUACAAGACAUUCUUCCUCUUCCUUUAAUACGGUGCCUGGUCGCAAAAUCUAUGAAAUGUACAGUAGAAAGCUUUAGUUGAUACUUAUCGACGGACCGACUGCAAGUUCGAUACUUUGACGCUGGUGGCGCUGGGACCCACUUAUUGACCACUCUCCCGAACGGGCCGUUGAGGCCUUCUGUUUUCUAGACCUCUUUUGCGGGUUUUGCUGACUUCGAACAUUAUUUUCACCACAUUCUCAGUGGCCUACUUGAUAGGGCACCCGUCCGAAGAGUGGUUGACUGCGCUCUUCAAGGUCCAGCCACCGCCCUGAAUCUUGGAGAGAUUGACUUUGCGUUUGUUGGCCUAUUAAGCAUGCAAGAGCCCUCAUUCCCUUCUGUAAACUUGGGAAGCUCCCAGAUUAUGAUAAUUCAGCUUAUACAAAUAUAAUUUUCAGAGAGUAGCCAUCAAACCUACACGUCGUUGUAAGGUGUUUGGGAGGGUAUUGGGGGAUCAAAGUGUGUGUGUCGGUUUGGCGUAUUUUUAGGCGACGGUUAGCCUUAACCCCUCAUGUUUUGCGUCACUGUGCUGUGAAACAACGGGGGAUUAUUGGCAGUUAAUCUAUGUACGUCUGUAAUUGUUAGAAGUCUUGUUGUCAGCCGAAGUUACCACGGCAGUCAUUCGAUGGGAUUUCUAGCUGAAUCUGUGAAUCGUUAUCUCGCAGUGUUUGGACCCCACUCCAGCCUACCUCUGCACUCCCUCCCAAACUAGUAUGCAACCAAUUUCGGAGAAGGGUUUCUCACUUCAUCCGCUUAAUCGGACGACAUUUUAACUGGAAUUUUGACGGAUCCUAUCUUGAGUGAAAUACGUCACGCCACUCACUGCACGCUCUUAACACAAACGCGCACAAAAGAAUGAGAGGAGAUUCUGAAGCCGAUUCGCUGAUGGAUUCAUGUUCCUACGUCCGACAAACUCCCGUCUAGCAACAGCUCCUAAAAAGAUAGUCCUGGGUGAGGCGUUCUCAUUCUGGUUGGGCCGUUUGCUUUUCCCUUCCAAAGCUAUUUUAGGCUGGUGUUGGGGGUGCAUAAUGCUGCUUUUGAAUCUUUGUCCCUUGGGAUAGCCAUAUCGUUACGGACGACGUGCGAUCCAGCAACCGAUAAUGCACUCAGCCCUUCUCGCUAGCGUGAGUGCUUGCUCAGUGCGGUCGUAAAACUUGUUCUGCUUAGGAAUUCAGUUCCACUUCAUCUGUCGAGCUUCUCAUUCAUCAAUUCUUAAGUAGGACUCAAAACCCAGUUCCUCAUGCGUACACGCAAACUGUCAUUCGGCGACACCACGCAGAACUUUGUCAGUCCAGUUAUUCACUAAAUGACAAAUGUCGGCCAAAAAUUAGGUGCAUUGUCCCAGAAAAGGCAAAAUCCGCUCCUGCAAACCUCGCAUGCGCCCAUCUGAUAAGGCGCUUAUGCAACGGGUUGGAAAAAUCAAAAACUCAUCUUAUUCACCCUAACACGGGACGGACUACUAAACUAAACGCCAAGUAGAAGGAUCAUAGAAAGAUUAUUAGCUUGCUUUGGUGCGCCGACAUUUGCCGGCUGGGACUUACUCCAACAGUCGACAUUUGUCUAAAACCGACCUGGUCUGGUGAAUAAAAUUACGCAGUCCUCUGUUAAAGGCUCUUCUAUGGAGGGUCUUUUAAAUUGUCCCUCUGAGUGCAGUGAACCAGCGGUUCAACCACACUGUGAGGCUCAAACCCCCAGCGUACUCACAAUGAUAGCUGGAACAGUUCCAGAGAACCUUAUUAGCCAGAACAGACUCUUGUGAACAUAUCUACCACAUUAAUUGGAGAUCAUGAUUUUAAGCCUAAUUUGGUUUUUCAGAAAUCUUAUUUAUCCCCUUGGCGUUUAAAAUCGCAAAUAAAGUCACUGGCGACUCAACGCCCAGUUGCUUAAAGAACCAGUUAGGUUACGCUUCGAUGGCAGCUGUUUCUGGUGAGUCGCUGGAUGGAGCGAAUGAUCUUCAGUGAAUAUUGCCUUUCGAGAUGAACACCUCUGUCAAUUUCUGGACUUUUUACCUGGAAACCGUAGCCCUGUUUUACAGUGAGCCAGAAACGUGAGCAAGCCGUGAUGCACUGUUCGCCUACGGGGAUGAGUAUUUGUAGCUCCUGUAUUCGGAAGGAGACGCUACCAUCCGGCUUGAGGUUUGAAGGAUUUCUUCCUAAGUCCCACCGCUGUAAGCAGGAUUACGGCAGUUAAGAGGUAGGAUACUGGUCGACGAUCGCCUCCGGAAGUCAUAUUUCCGCUCAAAUGUUACUUUGCCGACGGGUUAAGAGUACGUGGUUACAUAACCUGAUUUCUCUGCCCGCUUCUCUGUAGGAGCUGAAACCCUUAUCGAAGGCAGGUGACGAGGCGGAGAAGAAUGCAGACGCCCAAGAGAGCGUUCGCGAGGCAGAGUAAGUCCGUACUUCGAAUUAACUCGGCUCUUUAUCCAGCACCCGUCGUGCCGGUGAUGUAGAAAUACAGGCUCCCCCUGCAACCGUUGGUGAGAGCAUGCACUCUCUUCACGUCUCCCAUACCAAUCUCGCCCCCGCAAUGGAUGAAAAGGAGAAGAUCCGUCGACAGUCCGUAGCUCCGCCUGUGUAAGUCUGACCAUCAUGCACUUUUUUUCUUUCACUUUGAAGAUGUUUAUCUGCAUCUCGCUUCGCGCUCACUUGCUUUGCUAAUUGCCGUUUUUUACGGAAUUCUUGAGCGCAGCCAGUUAACUGAUGAAUAACUAUAAUUGGUUGAUUUCACGCCUGCUGAGAAAACCUGCUGGACUCCAAUCACAUCGAGAUUUGCGCAAUUGGGCCUUUUGGUGGCGGUAACAAAGUCCAUCCAUUCUGGCGGCCAUGCUAAUAAGCGGAGGGCAGUUGAUAUCUCGGCGUCGUGUAGAGUUAAACAUGGCCGAAACCGAGAGCGGGACAACCAACUCCCCCAGUGAUGUCUCCUUCCUAGUCCUGAUGUCUUUUUCGGCGGUUCACUUCCAAAGUUUGUUUGGGCAUUUAAUACUUUGUUUUAUUGGCCAGAUUUAAGUGCAUUGGGGAAGGAAGGCAUCUCGGUCGGUCCAGGAAGACUCGGGAUGCUUCCCUAGCGCAUCCAAAUAAUAGUCGCAGCCACUACGGACAUCUGCGAUGCAUUCGGAAUAUGUCAAUCUUAGCGAAUGCGUUUUGCCUGGUAACUUCUUCCUAAAAAGGCUACAAAAUUCCUCCGUCUUUACGUCUGCUAUCUUGGUCUGUUAUCCCCUUGUGAUGGGUUUCAUAGUCUGUCCUAGAAGUGGGGCUAAUAAGUCCCUUAUCCCACUCACCAGGUCUUAUUCUCGCUACAGCAACGCCAGGAAGACACUGAAUGUGCGUCCGUGAGACCCGCAACGCAGCUGUUGUUGUUCUUGGGCAGGAAAUUACUCCUGUCAGCACCAUUCGCCCUUGACAUGGCCUAUCACAACGCGCGAGGUAAGACCAUCAGAUCGUCCAAAAACGCGGUUAACCGUGGCUCGACAGAUAGUGUUUGCGCGGGAUGCUUUGGUGGAGGGAAUUUGCCUAGUUCUUCGGACCUGAUAACGAACGUCCCCAUUUCCCCCCCCCCUCCCUUCCUGCCACCGAUACAGCAUCUAAAGUUGUAAUACCGUGCAGGAGUAGUGGCAGUUGAAGCCUCAUUGAAGGAUGUGCAGCAUUCGCUAUCUGGCCCAUUUACGGGUAACCUACUUCUCAGACCGGCGUUUCACCACACCUGAGGGCAGUACCACUGCAUGGGCCGUGACCGCUUAUUUGUCAGAUCCGAGUGCCUGCUUAUUUCGCAGCUGGACUUGUCGGAGGGCAUUUCACUUUCCGCCAACCGUUUGCGUCCCGGGUAAUCCACAGGUAGGUAAGCAGGCAGGUUCCACCUUUCCGGGCGAAAAUAGGAUGAGUACUCUCCCGUGUCGAAAAACACGGGCUAAAUUUCAAAGCAAUGGAUAAUUCCCUGUAAAAUGGCUGUUUGAGGUCUAUGCCUUACUCAUCUUUCGAACUAAUUAUAAUCAGAUUUAUACAGGUAUCACUAUAUGAUGGAAGAUAUCCAUGUUUAUUCAAGUGGAUUUCAGAAUGCCAGGCUGGAUAAAUUGACUUUUAAUGGCCAGAACUGGCCAUUCAAGUUUCCCUUGCCGGUAUACUCAUUAAUAGUCGCUGUGCCACUGCUUACGGAGCUGUAGGUCGAGUCCUAACGCCCCAUAGUGUGAUUGGUGAGCUCCCUUUGUCAUAGUUAAUACAUCUGAUCGCAACCCACAGGACAACGAGCCCCUGGCUCAUUGAUUAGAGCAUUGGGCGCCCCUAAAACGGUCCACUCGACACAAGGGCUGCAUCGAAUUCUGGCAGACGUCAUCGAGAAUGCGCACCCACAACAAAUGCCGAAAUUCGGGGGGUAGGGGUGGCAAGCCCAGUUGCAGGCUCGCGCCGCGCCAACUGGGAUCCCUGCUGCCUCUCUUUUUUGCCGUUGUUGAAGACCCUGGCCAUGCGUUUGUUGUAAACCAGAGGGUGUUGCGGUAAGCCUAGGUAGGUGCGGGUUUUCACUGUGCCAGCCACUUGCACUCUCUCCCACCUUCGGUCUUCUUGGUUCUUGAAUCCAGGUCGGGGAUGAUUGUGGUAGAUGUUGCGCAAGUCUACUAUUACUAUAAACUAAUUCACGUGCAAGUCACCAUUCCUGCGCCAGUUCUGCUGUGGAACACACGAUGGACGUCGUCGGAAACAACGGUCGAACUGUCGGUUAGAGUUGAACUUCUAGCCAACAGGUCGCAGGCUCGAACCUCACUGGUUGAGUAUGACUGGCUGAUAACGGCUAAUAAGCCAGAAAUGUAUAUUCCAGUCUCCCUCGUCUUUGUCAGUAUACUCAUACCACAAUUUGGGGUUUUGUACGCAGGGUAUCAGUACUGCAACUUUACUACCAGAGUACAUGUUACUUGAGACCACAUUUUGAGACCUUCGGCGACGCACGCGCUGUAUAUGUUUUCUGAUCUGCCCAAACAUAUCAUCAUGAAACCAAGGAGGGGAGGGGGGUAUGUGCUAACUCCGCAACAUUAGCUCACUUUCGAAGACGGCGAGACUUAAACAUAACCACUCCCCUGAAAUCUUUGCUUACACGGUUUUUGCCUUCAUUUGUUGGGUUAACGUCUACAUUUGGUUUCCAACUUCGGAAAUGAUAGUUUGGACAGUGCAUUCACCAUAUCAAUUUCCUUGAACGACAGUGGUUCAGCCGACGCUCGGCUAUCCACCCCGGCUUGGUAGGAGUUCCGCGGGGUAGUGAAGGAUAGUGUUUUCUCAUCAUUUCAUAGACGGCGUUUUCCAGCCCCUAGUAACCCGCUUCUUAUGUUUUUGGUUUCGUUACCUGAGUGGUGACUGCCUUGAAAACAGGGACACACACACAGGCACGUACUGUGAGUAUGCGAGGACAGUGCUGAAUCAUUCGCUGCGUUCAUUUCUUGUGUGGAAAAGAACGCUUGCUACGUCGCCAACCGUUGCCCCACAAUUCGGUCGUCCAACGCCUCGCCGACGCACAGUUUUGGACUCUGGCAAUAAAACCGAACAGUCGCAAUUUGGGAGGGGGGCAGAAAUCGUAGCAGUUAGAGGCAAUUCGCUUCGCAGUUUGCGCAGGUCACCCUUGGUGCAGAGUUUUAUUUUCAACCGUCAGCAGAUCUAUGGAGGCCAGAAGUCUAAGAGUGGUCACGCAGUCUCUCUACCUACCGUUAUCCGCCACUCCUAUCCGAACGAAAUGUCUGAUAUCUUUUUUCAUCCGAGCUAGAGACAGUCAUCAGCAUGGUAACAAAAUCUCAAGGAAGCAAACGGGAGACUAUAUGAAGUACUGUCAGGUUUUAUAACCUGCUGCUGCAAGUUUAUUUUUGACUGGCAUUUUGUUCAGUUCAGUCUCCGGUCCAUUUGAAAGGCCGUCCAAGCGCGACUGGAACACGCCACGCAAUCAAUGCAGCAAUACUCAGACUUGAUCACAAACUUAUUAAGUCAGCAGCCAACACUUGUCUCAUACUAUCCCAGGCAUGACUUAACACCGUCAGCAGGGGCUACGGCAUCGCCAGUGAACACUGCUGCCUGGGACAGCAGUGCGAACUUCCUGUGCACAAUAAAUCCGCCUUUUGGCGCCUUCUGUCUUUUCCCGCUAAACGGGACUUGGCUGGAUGAUUGGUGGCGUUCUAGGCAUUCCCACUGCUUCCACGCCACACAUCUACUGGCUCUUUGACCAGCUCUCGCGAACUUCCAAUACGUCUCCACCUUUGUCAAUCACUAGAUAACAGAUCGCAUUUCCUGAAGUGUUGGACAAGCUGUAGUGUUUCAGAAGGCUUUUCCGUUCUCUCAGUAAUUGGCCGUUCAUCCACCGUUUUUCGCCGAGGUUCAACAUUGUCCGCCGAUGCCAGUGUGCCAUGAUGCGUAAGAAACUAGGGAAGUUUAGGCAGAAUCGGCCUCAUUUUUGUCUAUAUCCCACUACGUCCUAGUGGGAGGUCAAAGUAACGUUGUGGAGAAACGGCACUGGAAGCUUACCGUCGCUGGCCGUAUAUGUACGUCCCCACCGAUGCUCACACUUCAAUGCGUGCAGCGCAAGGAACGUUGUCACACUAAGCGCAUGCCUUACGCUACGCGACGCAUUCAAAAUGUCCCAGCAAAUUCCACUGCGCACAAAAAAUCCUGCUUCCCAGUGUCACCAGCAGCAAGGAGAAAGCGGAUUGGCUAACGUCUGCGACAUCUUACUUUUACGGAUUCGGCGAUCCGCGACAACUGUAACUGUCCAUUCCAGCUGUCAAAUACAAUGGUUACCAGACUAAGCAGCUGGAAUACCUGGGCGAAAAGUACUGUGAUGCUGUGUCUUCUCAGAAUGUGUUCUUUUGGAUCAACGUGCAUGCAUUUAAAGUGGCAAAACGCAACCCUCGGUCUUACAGUUCAAGUCGUAGUCCUCGACAGCAAUCUCAUGCUGAAGUUGACUUCAUUGAGCCAAAUAUGACGGCUGCGUGCUGAGAGGUUGCGAAGUGCAAGUCCACCAAUGCAUUUGGCGGGAGACGUCAGUGUAUUGAUUAUAAGAUCUCGCUAUUACCGUGACCGUGCCUUCGCCAACAAGCCCAGACAGCCUCGACUAAGCCACAUCUUCAUGUGUGGCAGUUACCGGGAGGGAAUCCUCGUGGGUGUAAAGUCGUUUAAAGUCCAUCCAACCGUAUCGACGAGCCUGGAGUGACCGCACUGCUGCAAUGUUGACCCCUCCCCCGCCCCCUCCCACAAUAUCCACUACACCACCGGGGUUGCAUAACGAUGACAAAUUGACAUUUAAGAAGGCAGCCAUGGUUAUCCAAGCCUCUGAGUCCUGUUCAUGACUGCACUCGAUAAUCCUAACUGUAGAACGUACGUACCUCAAAACAGAGCCUUCGUCUACCUGAAGUAGAGUGCAUGUACCCUGCCUCAGAUGCGCCCAUAUGACAGGCAGCAAUGCACUUGUCAGAGGCAGCUUUUCAAAUUUCAUAACCAAAAUAUCCUGCAUAUAGACUUUCUAGCCGGAGCAGUAUCAGAGUGACGUGCGACGGCUGUGUCAGUGGCCAUAUUGACAUUUAGGCAAGAUCUUAUUUCGUGGCCGUACCUGUUAGGGGUCGGGUUAGUUUUCAGGGUUAGGAGCUAAGUUUGGGGGUUGGGGUUAAGGCUGGGGCUUGUCUACUGAAGGUACGGCUACGAAAUAAGAUCCGACCGACAUUUAUGUAUGAAUAAAAAUUUUGCGCAAAACAGGUUUUUGUGAGUUGUCUGAUCGGCUUUCCACUAAUGCUUCCUCGUUUGGUAGAGAAUGUUGCUUGUUUCUGAAUCAAAAUAAGCGCUCCCUUGUGUCGCAGUUUAUUAGACCUGAGUGCGUUAUCAGGAGCUAAAAGACUGUCAGAAUUUGUGAAAUACUUGUAGCUUAGCUUAUAUACGCAGAGAUUAAAAAAAAACUAGGGAUGAAUCGAAAGCUAUUGAGUUGCGGCUGGCUCGCAGGGCAAGACACUCGGAGAAAAAUCCGACUUUUGCUGAUUUCGCUAGAAUUAAAUCCUCGUCAGACCUUUGACAUGUUAUAAAAUAUGGUCUGCAGAGGCAACGGUGGCAGGCGAGUCUUAGAGAAGAAAGUUGCGUUUUCUGAUUGCCCGCAGGUUGAUAUGCCCUGAAGAAGUACGGCGGUUCGGAGGAAGCAUUUGCAUUUCACUCAUUUACAGCACAGAAUAUCGCCACUGCUUAGUCCGCGAGUCCCCGUGAGUACUCGUCAGGCUGGUGUUGAUGCGAGAAACCGGCUAGUUCGUAUCCCCCGUCUUAAAGCGUCUGUAGUGUUAAGGGCCGUCUAGCAGACCCUCUGCCCCGUUCUGAUCAGUAGAGGACUCAAGUGGAGCGAAAUUUCGUCAGCAGGCGAGAUAUCAACCGUCUGGGCGACCGAAAGCCAGCACAGGGCCUGUCAACUACCAUUCACGUGCAGCGGAUCGCAGCUUCUGUCGAUAGACGUUCACGUGAGGUGGGGAUGUAUGACAUUGUCGACUUGGCAUGAAUCCCGCGCUCGCGCGUAGGUCAGCCGACCAGCAUGUCCCUGAUCAUGUGUCCGGGUGUUGGUUCAAAAGGCUGACUAAUCAAAGGGCAACAACAACGCAAAAUCGUUGGCCUUAAUUACAGUGUAAUGUGCGGGGGGUUUUGAUGCUGCCGUACAUAUUAUUGAUGCCGCAUACAAUUGGCGGCCGGGCAUUCUCUCUCGAUCAUCACUUGCCAUGCACCUCCUACCCAGCACCUGAGUUCUUGGCCCCCAUUCAGGUCUGACGCGACUUGAGUGUCUAGGACGGCCAAGCCCUCCCAUAGUCGCUUAUUCGUGCCGUUAAUAAACGGUUAAACAGAGUUGUUGCGACCCGCCUGUCGGCCGUCAAGGUUUUUUACUUAGUCCGACCUUCAAUCUUCCAAACUUACCAUGACAUCUAAAUCUGCAGAAAGUUCCUAAGUCGACCCUAGGAUUGCUGAAGUCAUCUGUCAUCAUAGUCGUCUGUAAUUGAUACUGCAUCAUCUAGUUGGUGACCGUCUUCAUCGACGCGCCUACCACUGCAUAGUGCUGCAUUUGCGACCAAACUGAUUCCUUAUUUUUAGUUAUCAAAAGCGGUCUUUCUAGGCAAAACACAUCCCAGCUCUCAUCGCCGCUGCGGAGGACUGACAAACAGGCGCUAAGAAGGAGACACGAUCGCUGGAACAAGAGUUUUAUUAGCCUGACGUUUCGGAUUCUCACUCGAAUCCGUCAUCAGAGACAGAGACAGAUAGGGGUGGUAAAUUGCCCAGGUGUUGCAAUAUUUCUAGGAGGUAAUUGCUACGCCAUUGCACGCCUAUCGCAGUUGGCAGCUCCCGUACGUGAAAAAAGGCUCAGCAGCCGUCAGCCGCCUUCUCACAUCCUUUAGAAUUGGAGUAGCGCACAGACCGGAGACAACCAUAAGGCGCCAGAUUAUGAGGCCGAAAGACCCAUUGCCACGGCAGGAAACAUCUGGAUUCGUUUACCGUGCGUGGUGCAGCUAUGGACAAAGCAACUAUGUCGGGGGAACCGCAGGACUACUGCGAACGCGAAUGGCCGAGCACGCAGCAGCGGUGAGGAGAGAUGCCAGCUCCCAAGUCGCGGCUCACUCGGCGGGACCCACAUUCGAGUUUUACGAAGCAGAAAUUCUUGCUAGAGGUGGCGGCAACGAUCGGAUGAAGGACCCUAAGCGCACACGACCAGCCAAAGGUGGCAAUAGGGUUUUAUUACGAGCGGGGCCUAUGUAUGCAUAGUGGAAUAAGUAUAGACAAUUGGUAAAUUUGUUUAUCAGGCGGAAAAAUUUUAACGCAUUGACAUAUAGCAACCUAAAUUAAGCAGUACACUAAAGAAAACAAACAUUAGGUGUCUACAAAGAUCACUCCUCAUCUCUCUGAGCUGAGGUAAUUGUAGAUAAUGCACCAGACCGUCUACAACAGACGACCCAACUUUGCAGGAUAAAACACCAAAGCGAAAUAAUCGUGUCGGACUAAAACCCACUUAAAUAAGUAUAGUAGGUAUUUUUUGUAUGCCAUAGAUGCUUGGGGUUCUUCAACCGAUUCUUGCCGAGGUGACAACCGUGUGAGCCACGAACUGCUCGAGUCAUGGUUUUUCAGUCUUUAGUCAAUCAACAGGCGCAAUGUCCUCCCCGCUCCAUAUUCAACGCUGAGACUGUCUAGGCAAAGUAGUUAGCGGCAAGGACAGCGUGCGGAUGACCACUGUUUCUGGUGUCAGUAUCGGCGAGCCAAAUUGCCCAAGAGCCCACACGGAUGCCAAAAUCCGGUAGUCAGCCCCUCGGCGGCGUGCGAUGAGCGUGGGAGCCGAUAAUCUUGACUGGCUUACAGGCGCAUAGCAACAGCACAGCAACGUCAUACUUCAACACCUGGCCAGUCGAGCUGUGAUGCACUCGGGAGCUGCCAACUUUGAUAGGCAGCAAUUGUAGGCCUAACAACUAGAUCCUAUAAAUACUGAAACACCUGGGCAAUUCACCACCCCUAUCCGCAUAUCUAGUUGUACUGACUGCUUCACGUUGACUUGCAGCACGUGUUUCGCCGAUUCUGUGCCGUUGUGUGACGCGAAUGCGAUAAGUUCGGCUCGUCAGUGGGUCUUUCCGGCGUUCUCGUGUGUUGAGGCCUUUUAUCCUCUUAAAAAUCAAUUUAUACAUUUAGAGUAAAUUAUCUGGCACAAAAUUUUCAAGUGUGGUCCGAAGGUGUACAUGAAUGUUUUAAUUGAAAUCCACUAGCUUCUGGAGAAUAGCCGCGUAGUUAUCAUAUUUCACCAUCUGGCAGUCAGUAGUAUACGAGUGCUGACUAAAAUGUCCUGCCCAUAGCCAAACGCGUGUUCCGAGUAUGGUAAAGUCGCGAAAAUUGCCAUGGCAGUAUUCAGAAGAUCAGUUAGCGAACGUGCGUUUGCUUUUGAUAAAUUUUUGUCAGGCCAGUACAUUUACACGGGAACUGGGUGUAAGUAAAACAUGUCAGUAAUUAGAGAAAUCGAUUAAGGUUCGUCUUAAAGCACAGGUGGGGUUUGUGAAUAUGAGGGGAGGGUGAAUGUCAAUCAAUGCCAGAGCGGAGGAGAGCUGCAUGUAGUUAGUCGACUUUUGACCACGGUAGGCGCGGAGCCUGAACGAGGCCGCUGCUUCUGCUGUUGCUGACAGACGCCGGCCUGGUAGCUCGACGGGACCUUACAAACCACAGGAAAGUCGUCACUGGGUCAAAAACAUGCGCGAAAAUGGCACUGUUUAUGCUCCAAAUUUUGCCUUUUUCCAGCCAUGCCGGAGGUGUUCUCGUAUUCUUUUGGAUAGGGACCGACUCAUGCGACCACUUUAAGCUGCUCCACAGGAGCAAGUGAAGAAGUAGAUGCAUAUUGAUGUGGUCUGAGUUGGCUACCUAUCCGUACCUUUUCCAUGUAAAAUGUGGUUAGUAGAGAAUGGUACUCGACCCUUGUUACUGGGAGGGUUUGUGAGAGUUUGGCGAAGGCGUCUUCUUAGGGGUUCACUCGCAGAGUCCCCUUGAAAAUGGACUUUGAGGAACAGAGUUUUCUUCUCGGCAGUCAGUGUAGUGGGGUUUAUCCAGUCGCUCAGCAAUAUCCUUCACAAUAAAUCGACUGGCAGAAUGUUCAGCCCAAAUAUUUCUACCAAACUUCGGAACGAGGUUGGGAAGGCUUUUGCUGAAAAAUCGUCUCCGUAUUUGCACACUGACUUCUGCGAAAGGUAGUUGUCUCUAAGACAGUGUUGCCAAGUGAAAAGCAAGGACGGCUGAAUGCAGAGGACGGACUGUAAUGCGCUCAAAGUUCUGAGACCAACCACGGAGAGAUGACGAGCUAGCAUUACCUACUGACACAUUAGGAUCAAUCCGUCUGAUCGACUUAUGCGUAAGUGCUGUGAGUUCCCACGAUAAUUGACUAAUCUUAUCGAUCGUAGGACAUCCCGUUCGUUUGUGCGCCUGCUGACGAAAGGGGAACAGCGUAUUUUCGGCCUCGCAGUAGCGGCGGGCCUGAGAAGCUCGCAGCCCCUUGACAGUACGCACUACCGCAGGUGGGCCGCCACUUAUUUUCAGAGUUUGCCCUCAAUGGAGCUUCAGAGCAUGCUGCAGCCCUGUGUUUCGUCUACUGUGGUCUACGACGACUAUAUGUGGGUGUAGGGUACGAGUAGUUUCGUUGCUCAUACAUCGAAUGCGCAGUUGCCGCGGCAUCUAGUCCGAAUUCAAAGUAUGUUGGGAAUAAAGGACGAUGUCGACUCUUAUCCGCAUUGCGGUCUCGUCAUGUCACGUCUUUACCCCUCCCCCCCCUCCGCCCUGGCCCCCUUCGGACGAAACUGUUUUUAUUUUCGUGACAGUGCCCUUCCUGUCUAGCUAAUGGGGGUCUUUGAGAGUUCUUUGUCAAGGGACCGAAGUCCUUGUGUCGCUUUUCUUCCUUACUUGGACACGCUUACGUAGCAAAACUUUCGUGAAUCAAUAAUUCGGAAGACGCCAGUCUGACAUAAUCGGUUUUCAGUGCAGUUGUAGGCGCUGUGAAUGUGUGUCCAUUUCACGGUUUAAGCAUGGGAACUCUUCGCUUUAUCAAAGAACAUUAUCGGAAUGGCAUCGAGAUCAUCUGGCGCGUAGACGAAAGUUUGGGCGUCCUACAACCAUUGGCCUUCACCGAACUAGCAUCUGAGAUAGUCUAGCUGACGUAUUCAAAUUUUACCUGCUCUACCUUUCUGACUGAUGGACUUUUCAUUUGCUCUCUGGUUUUGUCUUUGUGUCCGGGGAUUAGUGUACUACUGUCUGUUAAUGCCAGCUGGGGAGUAAAUAAACAUGCAUGUCUUCCAUUGCUGAUAACCUGUCGCUGUGGGAUGCUUUGCAAGACCCUAGCCAAACGCUUAGAGACUGCGUCUGCCCACAUUUUCUUCCCGGCUGACUUUGGAAGAGUAUUUGGACCCCACUGCUAAGCGCACAUAUAUGUGGGAAUCUAAAGACUUCAUCCACCAGGUUUUUGCGGUUUUGGAGCACUGCCCAGUAGAGCCUCACUGUGACCAUUUUUUGAUUCUUUACGUGUGCCUGCGUUUUAAAGAUGCCGGUAAGACACCGGAGUAGCAACUCCCUCGUAAAACAGGUGACUGCCUUAAAUUGCAGUGAGAUUAGGGUUGGGGUAAGGGCGGCGUCAAGGUAAGGGUUAAGGUUGUAAUAAGUGUUAGGGUUAUAUUCAAGGUUUUGGUUUGAGCUACGGUUGAUCCAAGGUCAGGGUUAUGACACGAGGUAGGUACCCUUCCUAGAACUUAGCUCGGGACUACAUGUAUUAAGGGGGUGGAAGAGAGGGUUCUAUUCCUAUAUCCUACCUAGAUGCCUAACAAGAAAUCGUUCGUACCAGGAUAAAUCGUUUUCCUCUCGGUUGGUUGGUCCCGCCCUAGCCGUUGCUCAUUUCUGCGCAUUAAGCGCCUGCUUUAUCUUCUUCCGUGAUAUCAUGCACUUUUUCUGAGCUGUUUCACGCUCUGUUUGGCCCGUUUCCUCCAUACAUCCCCAUUUCCGGCCAUAACUGUCCAUUCGACUUUUUCUGUUGUUCCACUCAUCCUACGCAGGGAAGUAAAGUAAGAAGCUGUUAUGGUUGGUGUUUUUUCAAAGGUUUGCCAGUUGGUUUCUGUUGUUUUGCAUACGAGGAUAAGCCCGUUACAUUUUUGUCAGAUCCUCGUUAUGUUUUACACUUCUCUGCGGUGUUUCCACCACCAAUGUAACCCAAAAUCCCAGACUCGUCUUUACAGAUGUUCUGUGUGAUAACAUGGAGCAACUACGAGGACUCCGUCUGUGGCGUCUGCUGAUGAUAAGCGUGGGAUUUUGUCUGAAAAUAGUGGAUGUAUUUGGCAGAACGCAUGCCGAAAGCGCUGCUCUAAACCAUUAUUUGUGGUAGUAUCAAGUUACGUUUAGACCCUUUUCCAAGGCAACGUACUCAAUUUGCACUUUGGAUCUGCGAACUGCAGACGGCUCUCGAAUUUACAGUUCGAUCACUGUAUACGGCUUUUUCGCCUCGACGUCGCAAGCCUCAACUAGCAGCCACCCGACGGGCCCGGCAUUAUUUCAGCCUACGGUCGGCCCCAGAGUUUAGAUUUAUUGAGCACUUUUAUAACCAAGCAUGUAGUUUUGGAACUAAAGUUGACUGUUGUUCUUGUUAAGUGUGACAUUUCGUGGGAGGUUUUUUUUCUUUUUUUGGUGACUCCAUGCAAGAUGAAAGUUUAAAGCUGACAAUCCAUAAUCCUAUCGAAUCUACGGUCAUAUAACCUGAACAGGACGUGUCAAGUCCGGCUCCGGUGUUUAUGUAAACAUUUCAUUUGCAUACUCUCGAAAGUCUGUGCUUCUAAAUCUAACAGUAGUACGUGUCGUGAACUUGGUUCUUUUAUCAUAGUUCCGAACAACGGUUCUAGCGAAAAAACCAUGAACGUAUUUUGUCGAUUUGCUGUCCUCGCUUGACGCAUCUAUUAACGCUCAGACUCCUCAGUGUCCCACAAUGUCUCCUUUGUGAUCCUCGCUAUAACUCCACUUUUUGAAGUGUGGAGUUAAUAAUUUCGUCUGUACCCAGUAGAUGCACGUGAAGAUUUCCAGGACACAAUAUUCUAAUCCCGCAGAUGCUUUCUGAAAAAUUUUAAGGGCGCUAUUUAAGCACUUCUCUUGGACACCGCCCACUGAGCCCGAUUCACACGCAUACCGGUUGCCGGCGCCUGUAACGCCCCAAUAUCCAACCUUCAUCGUCUAAAUUCGCAGAAUGGGGGUAGGUGAUUUGAUCCAGAAAAUGACUAUCUCCGUCUAUGCCCUCAAACUAGCAUGUGGAGUAGGAAACAAUGUAGGAAAAAACGCCGUGUAGAGUUGUCCUUGGUAAAUUGUUUUGUUUUCCAUGCUAACCUCGUUUGACUAAUGCGAGUUCGUCUAGAUGGUCUCUGAACUAGUGUCUCUCCAUUCCUUCUUGAGCCAACCGAAAAAGUGCAGCACCAACACAGUGCUUGCGUCAAAAGCAUGUCUGAAUUAGGCUGUGUGAUUGGACAAUUUAUCAGGAUAGAGAGCCGGGCUCCCGUCCUUCGCUAGAGUACAGGUAGCUAAAAUGUCUCAGCGCUCUACUCUGACCAAGAAACCUGCAACUUCAAGGAAAGUGUUAGAAGUGACAGUUUGACCGCCAUUUCUAACUAUGUCCAGCGUAGGGACGGUGACUCAAGCGUUAUCUAGCUUCCAAUGGUAGUAGACUUGCACUGCGUCUACCGCACUAUCUCUUCUUCCACCCUCCUGGGUCCGGCGUCAAGACAUAAUCAAGACGACCGGAGGAGGGAUCGGGCGCAGAUGACUGGCGCUGCCCGCACCCGCGCCUAGGCGUGCCACCACAUCCCUGGUUUCCGCACAAAGAACCAGGAUUUCACACAAGGGGGCGCCUGGGGUCUCAGUUGAGUGGGUGCGCCAUAAAGACCACACUAAGCUGGAGGACUUUGCAGUUUCACUUUUCGUCCUGAGAGGAGGAUCGAGUUGUCCAGUCACCUGGCAGCCUUGCUAUUUACGAUGUUUUUCUCGUUCUAGUAAAUUCCGGUACCGCAGAUAGUUUAUAGUGAAGAAUAGGCGCUAAGAGUCGACCUCACUCUCUUGCCUCUCUCAGGCACCAGUCCACUUUCCGAGCCGGUCAGUUGUCUGAAGCGGGAAUGGGGCGCAGUGGAUAACGUAACCUGAGAACUCGACUACGCGUGCCACACACACGACAAAUAACUAUUCAAUCGCGAUGUCUUAUUAGCCGGUUGUAGCAUUUAAUAUCCUCAUAUUCUGCAUUGGAUGCCUAGGCUGCCGAAAAAAGAAUAUACCACGUCGCGGAUUGUCACCUUGUGUACUUGGAUUGACUCACGUCUUGUGAUCUAGCCUAUUCUAUAGCAGUGGUUCGAGAUACUGCCUCCCACAACUGGUUGCGCUGGAUCCGCGUGAGCCCUAGACGUAGACCCUCAUGCCGUGUCGGCCACUGUGCCCAAUCUCAUCACCCUUUGAUUGGUGGGCCCGGAUAGUCGAGUGGUGCCUGCGAUAGGCCGACACUGGGGAAUCCACCUCCACAGCACACCAACGCCAUCCUCCAUAUGAUCCACCUGCCGCGCUUGAAUUUAUAAUGGCGCGUCAACACUCGUGACUUGGAUGGCUGCUAACAGUCACGAUAACCCGAUUCUACUCAGAACUGAGAGUUAGGCGGCUGUAAUUAAACCUUCUUAAUGUGACUUCCACGACAUUCCGUCAUGCUUGAUUCCAGCCGCCCUCACAUAAUCCAGUUACUUGCACACUUCGCCAGCCACUGUGCCUGUGUCUACUUCCGAUCACCUUAACAUUGUUUUGCCGUGUAACUAAGGUAUGUUCGGAAGGAUUGAGUGCGGUCGGUGCUGCACAAGUCAGUCUCACUAUGAAUCACUUCACGCGCAAGUCUCCGGUGCUGAGCCCACUCCGGCGGAUGGAGCGGCUAGCAGUCGGUCUGUUCUGCACAUGAGAGGGUAAUAGCAUUCGCCAGAAUCGAUUCAGCCGACGCCAUAUUCCGGUCCAGCCUCACCACGGAAGACGGCUCGUCUUUGCGUGAGUCGGCGGCGAGCUUCCGGGCAAAGUUGAGCCCUUCCGCGCAUUGCAGCGCAAACCUCGACCACGUGAUCUGAGUUACGUUAGUAAUCAGCAUGUCUACCAAAGUAAUCUGUUGGAGACUCGUUGUUUCGUCUGCCCGUUCUGUUUGAAGAGAUGGCGUAAAGAUUUACGUGCCUGCUGUGGUGCUGUGUCUAGCUUCUUAACAGGCUGCCAACGCGAUGUGCCGAUUAAUGAGCUCCGCUGCUAUCUGUCGAUGAAAAGGAGCUAGCGGCGGUAACUGGGGCAUUUGCUGGCCGCGGACGCUAUACGCAUUGAGUUACACUGCAUUCUGUAGGCUAGCAGUCGUACUAAUGGAACCAUCCUCCACCACAAUACGAUGUGGGCGUAGGCACCAUGGUCAAUCUCCAUCGACUGCUCUGAGGGCAUUACUUCCGGGCAGCACUGUUUAAGUGCGAAUAGCAUGCGGCAGACGUGCUUCGAAGUAUUCGUAAUUUGUUCCGUCUUUUCAAGUUAUGCAACUAGAUUUGGACUCGAUCGUACCUCAGCUUUGCAAAAUCCAACGAUUUGUUGUAGGAAUUUUAUUAAUUAUCUGGAAAUCACUCUUCACCCAAACAGCAGCAGUUAACUGAAUAACUGUUGGGUUGCGUAAAUUUCGAGGGAAAUUGGCAACGAUAGAGUGAAUUACCUUUAUUAUCUGACUGUGGACUGUGGAUCGUGUGCUGAUGUAUGCACUUGCGAAAUCUAGUUGAACACUGAUGAGCGGCAGUUGUAUCCAAGAGUGGUGAAACAAAAAACGGAGAUCAACUGUGCAUGAAUUGAGGGGUAACAGAAAUUUCUGCCAGAGGAUAGGCUCAGCUGUUCGAUGGUCGGGCACUAUUUCAAAAUGGAACGCCAUGAAACAUCCAGCUGGAUACCGUAUAAGCAUACGUUCAUCAUUAUACUCGAAACUAUCGUUUUUCCCACCGACCGUCUACUGUGUUUUCCUGCAUUUCGCCAGCUUACUGUCUGGCGUGUUGCCCUACCCGCAAACGCCGCCUACCCCCAUGAACACCAUUCCCGUAUGACACGAUCCACGGUAUACAGACAGCUAAUUGAGGCCCUUCGCCCUACUGUUGCCGGCAGAUUAUUUAUUACACCCAAAAAUGGUAACCUUUCCAGUUCGGCGACCCUUCAUUGUUAUCACCCAGCCCACUUCUCCUCUGCGCUCAGCAAAGAAUCCUGCGGAUCGUGUUAGGGCACAGCUAACUGUGACCGUCGUCACAGUUAAAUUGGUAGGGUAGACUCGGAGGAUAAUUUGUUUAACCAAUUGUCUGAAUACAGAAGUAAACACUCUUUUCAAACUCCGGUUCUUGCAGGAGCUACGGUAUCUGACUGUGCAAGGAUUGUCCUGCUCUUGCACUGACCAUCUUCGAAGUGCUUUUGCCAAAUCCAUCCUUCGUCUGCUCGAGGUUUUAAUCGUACUAGACACGUUGCAUAUCAAUGGUCCCUGUUCCUGUUGAUCGAACUGAGGAGCUACUGAGUAUGCGAGUCAGUUAAGGACAUAUUGAUUACACCGUUUAUGAUACUUAUAAGCUUUGGAACGGAAAGCUUUGAAAAUCAGAAACAUUCGUGAAAACAUUAGACGACCUGUUUCCUGUUCCUGUCGGUGGCGUCCGACCACCUGGAAAUCGGCGCUUUAAAGCGAACGUCCUUGGUUUUAAAGUACAUCUAAUCAAUCUCUCACUUAUGGCCACAGUCCCUCGCAAACUUCAUUCCCCCACCAACCCCCGCCAUGGGAAUUUCCUUUCACGUAAACGACGCUGAAGUAGCACGUCGCUCGCCACUUGUCCUAGGCUCGUUUCUCUUGUUAGUCUGACAAAGCACAGACCCCUAUGCCUAUUUGUGUCUGCAAGCAUUCUUUUCUGUUUUAGAGAAAUCAACUAUCCACCCGUGCAAAUCCUUCGGCGCCAUGAGUUCUAUCUCCUUUGGGGAGUCAUGCUUUGUAACAUCAUUCCCAUCACUCUGAUCACAGCUUCAUUUAAGGUAAGUUUUGUGGGAUCAAAGACUUUUCUCCCUCUAACCUGCCUUUAUGGCUCGGCCUUAAAAGAAUAAGUCCCCCCCUCCCCACUGCUUCGGUUGUUAGGCAGUGAGUAUCGUGGCGGACUUUAAACCCACGCGCAUUAUCGAAUUUGCGCUGCCAAGUGGGAAUCGGAGGAUGCCUCAGUCUGAGCGUAAUCGCACAGCGUACGUGACAACACGCUGGAGAGGCUGUAAAGAACGUGACUAGACUUGAUCAUAUCUGCGUGUCGGUUGGCUGAAGGAACGUCCCGAUCGACCAAUCAGUUGCGCACUUCUGUCCCCUAUGCGAGCCCGUUGCGAACAGUCGCAACGGAAGGAAACAGCCCCUAGGUUGGGCGAGCUUGCGUGUGCACGUGCCCGUUUCUGCGGCAAGACGAUGUGUCCUCUAGGAGCCCUUGCCAAAAACGUGGGCGGCGGGACAAAUGGACCAAGUUCCGGACUGUGUGCGUCUCAAUUGUGAACAGUCUAAAUAUUCCCAGAUAGGUAGUUGUCUUCAGAGGGCUGUUUCUGGCAUGACAGUUGUUUGGAGCAACCACUUGGCUCGCUGAGCGAGAAAACAUCUUUCUGAAAGCCUGGGCGCCUUAACUUAUCUACCCAAAUUGCAGAACGCAAUAUCAGUGUCCCAUUUGGCUCUGAAAAUCGGAUUAAGAGCUCCUCAGAUUGUCGCCUAACGUCUGCCGAGGGUUCGCUCUGUCUAGAGUUUUGUAUGUGGCUGUCUGACGAGGGCAGGUAAACCAGAAACGACCACUCAAGGACAUUUUUCGUUGUCUAUGGUACUUCUGACAUAUUGACGCUUUCAUAAGUCAAACGUCCAGCGUUAAUGAGAGUGGAGGAGUAUGCUCACACCCCCCUCCCCCUACCGCGUAGAUACUUUUUUCUGUCAGAGGACCCCCUAGAACACUGCUUGCAACAUUUUUUUGACUCUUCCUUUGCGCCUUUUGGCGAGCACCAGCCAGGAUCCGACCACCGAACUGCUGGUCUCAUAUGUCGAAAACCAAGUAAUGCAGACUAGUCGUCAACAUCCUGACAGAAACGCAUACUCGCCACCUGUGCCUUGUCAGUUGGACGGUUGUUAAUGGUGGCGAAAAACAUUAAAUAAUCACCAGAACUUUUUUCUCCCUGUCAGGAUAUUUGUGUUGAGACUGGUGAUGCUGAUGGCGGCGGCUGCAGCAGUGUUUGCCCCUGAGGCUUAUCGGAGGACCUAUAGUUGCAUUUUGCCCGAACACUGGCAGUCUAAACGCGGUUUUCCGUAUGAGAACACGAAGUGUCGUCUUCCGUACACCGUACAGAGAUUCGACCCCGGCUAUGAUGUUCACGACACUAAUUGCGACGUUAGCGGUGUUCAUAGUGACGUUUAAGAGGACUAUUAUUUUCACUUUGUCUCCCGAUAUCUUCCCUUCUCUACCCUCCCAUUUGACCGAAUUUUCACGUGUUUAACCUUUCUGGCUGUUUUUGUAGUUUGUUGGACAGAAAACGAUAUCCGAUGAUCGAUUCCUCUCCAACGUUGCCACUGCUAGUUCUCUCUUUAACUCCGGUGGAAGAAUUAUGUGGGGCGCGAUCUGCGACCGAUUUUCCUUUAAGGUAAGCACUUACCACCUUUAAGCAGUUCUCUCUCCCGAAUGCUUUUUGGAUUUGCAUGCCACUAAUUGUCGCGCAUACUGCUGCACACAGUUGAUCCCAGCGCGGACAUCCUUCUGUACUCUGAACGCAAUUUUAGCUGAGUUUACAAAUUGAGUUAUUUUACACACAAUCACCGCUGGUUCAGCUGUUGAAAGUGGUGACGUCCACCGCGUCCCCUGUAGAGGAGGCGCGUUACCGAUGUCUUGGACAGAAAGUAGUUUGUAGUGAAGCAGGCUUGCGAAACGUCUAUAUAUAUAUAUCUUUCUCUCUCCCUCUCUCUCUCUCUUUAACACCCACUUUGCUCCGGGGACGGGCGCGGACGCAGUGGCUGAGAAAGUUAGGCAGCCGUCUGCGCCUGCCACACACGGUGGUCUGAUCACCACUUCAUAUACCAGGCUACAAUAACAGCGAAUCGUAUCUCGUAUGACAGAGUGUCAUCGAAGUCGCCUGACGGGGUCUUUGCAGCUUGACGUUCAGUUCUGAGAAGGGCUGAAUAAUCCUGCCUUCCACGACACGACUUGGGGCCCAUUGUGAUACGUUCAAGCCCCCUAAAUGGAUUAUAUUCAGGAGUGCGCUGGUGUGCCGGUCUCACUUUCUCCUCCCUCUCCCGUGCACCAGUCGACUGUCCGAGCCUGUCAACCUACCGGUGAUGCAAUCGGGCGCAGUGGUUCACGCGGCCUGAAGGCCUACGUCGAAGGCCUACCACGCACACGCGGGCACGGCGGUAGUUUUGUCAUCGCACCGGCCGUGAGACAGUCUGUGACCCCCGUUCUGGUCCAGCGCGUCUGCAGCGCAGCCCGUUGUGGGGGGCCGAAAUGACCACCCGCGGUUUGCGUCUCGUCAUCAGUUUGUCACGUUUUUGCUCAAAACUGGGAAGACGUGAGAGAUGGCAGCUACCCGGGUGACGCUAGCACAUGCCCUGUCGACUGCAGUCCGUAUUAUUUAGUCUUAUGCAAAGUAACACCAACCGAACUGACGACAACAGCCUCGGGCAAUCAGUAAAGAUUACAUGAAGUUAAGCGGAGCUUUACCUCAUAAUCCUUUGCACUGAAACCAAGUUGAAUAGGCAGAACUCGAAAUUAAUGGAUGAUUAAGUUGACAAGUAGAACACCUUUUGUCACUAUUUGCUAUUUACAUAAUCAUUCUAUUUGUUCUGGUUGUUUGUGAUGUCGUGGGCUGUCGAAUUAUUGGUUAUUACUUGAAACGGCAAGGAUUAUGUAUAUGCGCGGAGUAAGAAAAUGCUAACCAGCGUUUUAGCACCCCUACUUUACCGGUAGACGCAUGCAUCCCAUCUAACAAUAUUUCGAGUGUUCUUUUACUAUCUGACUGCUCUCCGUGCCAAACUUUUAAAAAAUGGGCUUUCCUCUUACUAGAAAAUAACGUGUGGAUGUGCAGAGCAAUAAACUAAUGUAGACGCCGACUCCUCGCUACGAUGCAGGUCAGCGAAUGUUGUCCUGCCGAAGAAGGGGCGACCCAAAACUACCGAUGAACACUUAAUUUUAAAAAUAUUGUACUGGAAAUUUCUCCCUAUCGCCCUGGAAUAUAGAAGAAGAAAUUGUGGUCUCUGACACAGGAAGUUUAUUUGCCCGGCGUUUCGGAUUUCGCCUCUAACCCAUAAUCUGACGAGCCUACCUCUCGAAGGUAUAAGACCCAUGCCCUGACGGAAAAAAAAUUCGGUUCUGGCGAGCGGCCGGCCAUUUCCGGUGGAAGGGACUGGUUUGCGUUCGACUAUGUAAACUUCGUUUUGCGCACUCUGGGUCUGAUUAUUUGUACAACAUCUUACCUAAACUUACUUUUCUGUACUCCUUUUUCACUGCCUUCAGAUUCCGCUGUCUAUAAUGCUCACCGUGUGGGCAGCUCUCCUCUUCACCUUCCCGUAUAUCGGUACAAUCCCCACGGCGGGAAAGGCCUUGUACGCUCUGUGGGUUUGCACCCUCUUCCUCUCCCUGAGCGGCGUCUUCGUCCUUAUGCCAGCCGCAACCGGUCGCAUAUUUGGACCCGUUUACAUGGCUGUAAACUACGGCAUGGUUUUCAGCGCAUUUGUGAGUUACUUCCUUUUCCGCAGUACAGCUACCCUCCCUCCCCUCCCUCCAUUCCCUGUGCUACACUGUUAUCCCAUGAGUACAGCAUGUAUGGGGACUGCAUCAUUUCUUCUCGGCAUGCUUUCAGGCAGCUUCCGAAGCAUCGCUGUCGGCACUUUAAACAAGCACAAGUCGCUCAGAGCUUGAACUACGAGCGGAGAUCGCAGCGGUAAAUUUCUUUUUAGCUUGUCAGGCUUGUGCCGGAAUCAUCGAACUCUAUGUUCUCCUACGCUCACUUUAUUCCCGUAGAAAUUUAAAUGCAAGGCAAACUAAGAUAGUUGCCGGCACAGUGACUGACGAGAUUGAUGGAAAAUUUACGCCCACCAUACAUAUGGUUUCCCUUACUUUACGGUGACCCCCUCCGUGAUGACUGUCUGUGCCUACUUGGGGCGUUGAAGUCACCGGAGCCAGUCCAUUUGUCUGCCUUCAGCAGAGACGCGAGGACGUGCAGAUUUUCAUAAAACUCCUCUUUCCUGUAGUCGCUGUCUGCCUUUAUGGUAAUUUAGGAGUGGAUAACGGUGUCGAAGUACUCUCGGCGUAGUGGAACUUCAUUAAGAGAGAGAGAGGUGACUUUCCGGCGAAGUUGUUUUUUGAUGCGAAGCCAUCCCCAGCAUCAGGACAUGCCUCCGUGUGACAACCACCCUGGAAGAGUGUGUAACCUGCACCGACCAUCUUCAUUUGUUCUUCUCUUAUGAAGUCUGGGUGUCUGAGUAAGCCAAUGCUCACCCUGUGACGAACCAGUUUUCGGCCGUCAAAGCGAACGAGCAUUCCAGGCUGCCAAAGUGGGUAUGAUCACUCUGGUGAGAUGCAUAGGAGGGUGAGAACAAGGUAUGCUGCUUCCAUCGUAUGCUAAGCGUCCGCAAUCCGCUGGCAGCUCACAUUCGCUCCGGGCACACUUUAGUCCAGUCCUUCUUGAGGGCAUAAAGUAGAGUUUCCCUGGAUAGGGCUGCUUAAACAUCCCGUAUCCCCGCCGGGUCCGACUAUCGGCCAGGGCUUUGGUUUAAGGAAAAUACGACCCGAGCUAGCUCCCUCUGCCUACACAGAAUUGUUAUCGCUCCAUCGUCAGGACUUUAAGAGUUGGGGUAAGGAGUGAAAGUCGUAGAGUUAUGGCUGACUAAUCAGAUGUUUUUAGGGGAAUUAAGCCCUUAUUUAAAAAUUAAAUUGAGGAGAGUACAGAAGGCGGGUAAAAAAGGGGCAUAGGAACUUUUCCGGGAAUGCGCACCCCAUAACAAAUCCCAAUAAUUGAGGUGCGGUGGAAGGCCCAGUUUCAGGCACACGCCGCGCCAGUUGGGUUAUCUGCGCGUUGUUGAAAGUCUAGGUCAUGUAUUCUUUGUGGACUAGGGGUAUGGCAGUACGCCUAGAUGCGGGUUUUCGUCGUGCCAGCCGCCUUCGGUCUCGACCGCAGGCCCAGUUGGGUGAGGAGAGAGUGUGUUAGAUGCUGCGCAAGUCUACUAUCACUAUAAACCAACUCACGCGCAGGUCACCGUGCUUGCUCUCGCACCCCCUGCGGAGCACACGAUGGACAUUGUUGCCAACGAAGGUCGAACUGUCGUAGUUGCACCUACUCGAUGCCAUCAGAGACUCACUACUGCGUUUCUGUGAUGUAAGCCAAAAAUAAUCAUCCGUCUCCGCAGGCAUGUUCGUCUUACCCAGGUUUGCGGAAAAGUUGGAUGUUUUCGUCAUUUUGGUGGGUUUUUUGGUAGAACUUAAAUCUAGUCUGUAAACCUAGCAGAAGACUGGAAGUAUUGCAUAUAAGCAAAAUUAUUUCUUAUUUCGCGGGAUCUUGUAAGUUUUUGAGUUAAUAAUUACGAGGUGGGAAAUGUAGUAAUCAGAUUACGAAGUGAAACCAGCUUAUCCAAAUUUAAACGUAACAUGAAGAGCUUGUUUUGGUGAAGCUGAAGGAGAAUUCACGUGCCCACAAAUUACGUGCUCCGCGUACUCGGCUGGAAGUACGUACCAAUUACACAGAAUCGCACCUCUGGAAGUUGACUGCUCUAAUUAUUCUCUUGACUUCUUUUAACUGGAAGGCCGAAGAGAACAGCAAGGGCGUUACCCUCACUCCAGUAGAAAAAAUCUCUGCAGGCAGGAUUUCCGUCACAAAGACACGCCGCGGUCAGUGCCCCGCUGUCUGGCCGUCUGCGAUGCUGGCGUGGUUGGGGACUAGCUUGGAGUCGAUUCACCUUCUCAUUCCCUUUUUCUGAUCUUGGCAGAUCGAACUCACCACUGCGUUCGUAUUUUUAACGUCAGCCAUAUUAGACUGGAUGGAGCAAGAUCAGUAUCGACUUACUAGUUGCUGAGCGGACUUACCCAAUGAGUAGUAUCGAUUAGCCCAAAUGUAUGCCCUAUUUCCGAAAUAGGCGCCAAUAGUUGGGAUAACAUGUUCGUCUCUUCACACUUCCCGGUCAUGCAAUCUCGGAGGCUGUUCACUCUGGGGAAAGAUGACACCAUGAGCAGAUUGCGGAACGUCUUUACUAGAGAAAAGGUGCGCCCCACCGGACCCAUUCUCCUCAGAUCGCGUGGAAUUGCACUUCGUGUUUUCACUCCUACCUAAGGCUGUGCAUGCUAAGUUCCAUCAUCUUCUAAAACCUGUGCAUACUGCUCCAUUAGAAGUUCUCUGAAAGGAAGCUGUUUUUGAAUAAGAGGUGGGGUUUCAGGCCAAACUUCAAAGAAGUUGGAUGAGCUUGCUACCGUGAGUUUAUUUCUCGCCGAACACCUUGCUACUACCGUCCAUUUGAAACGCGCUUAAAUUUACUCGCUUGCCGUGGGACUGUCGGGAUUAACCACUCUUCUUUCCGUGGCAUUUGCCUAUUUGUCUGUUUGAACUGGCUGUGCCAGUCGACAGUGGUGGGGGGACGUACACGGACAGCAGUUGACUCGCGCCUGUUGACCAUAAUUCACGGACCGGUUGACAUCUGCACUGCUUCGUGUCACGCACUCCAACGCUAGUGCCGAUCCACUUGGGCAAUUGCGGUCAUCGCAUCAACAACAGGGGAAUCCCACGUCAAGGUGAAUGAGAAUAACUUCGCAAUUCUUAGGGGGUUUUAUUUUUCAAGUCUGUCUGAAAGAUAUUCUCCCCCUAGUGAGUCUUCUCAUUAUGAAGCGAUAGACCUUCAGGAGUCUGAUCAAAUGUUACCCUGAAUCCGUGCAUACUACCAUCCCUGCAUUGGCAUUAUUAACUGAGGCAGUUGGGUAACUGGGGUCCUGGUGCCUUUUCGGUAAAUGUCAGCUCACCUUUAUGACAGGAAACUGUUGUACAGAUGAAGUCAUCUGCACCUUCGUCAAUCCCCGGUGAUCCACGAUGGGUACGAAAUUGGGAAGCUUGUACAGAAUUUGCCUCACUUUUUUACCUAUAUUCCACUAGGCCGUAGUGGUAGGUCAAAGUAAAUUCGAUGAUUAAGGGCGUUUUACAUGGCUGAUUGUGGAUGGAUGUUCUCACUGAUGUCCACAUUUUAAUUCAUACAGACUGAAAAACGCUGUUACUAUGUCCACGUCUCACACUACGUGAGCCUUUCAAAAUAUCCCAGCAAAUGCGGUUAGAUGGUAGUUGGUAGCCCUCCCGGUACCGAAAACUCCCAGCUACCUGACUUACGGGACCGGUGGUAAUAGGGGCUAUACGGGUGGGGCAAAUGAGUGGAGGCGUAAAUGGCGCUUGUAGGGAAUGUCUGGAAUUGACGAUCCUGGUAAAGUGGAAACCUAAUUUAAAUAAGGUGAAAAAUGCGAGGAAGGUGAACACUUCGGAUCUGACUGACGUAUGAGACGCCUUGCUGUUGUAGUCUGAACCCAAGAGGUAGUAAGUGCGCGAUGUCGUAGGUGAAGUGCGCCCAGUUCAAACCCAGCAAUGCCGAAGCGCCCGGGGGGGUGCCGUAGUGCCUUAAACUGGAAGUGCAGGAAAGGAUCGCUAACUGGCCAUGGCGGUGUUUACAAGGCGUCACAGUUUUCAGCCAAACCCCUGCGACCAAAUACAACCGGGCUGUUCGUAAAGGCGGGGGGUGGAGGGCAGCACUCUGUCAAUACGACUGAUGCAGUGGAUGGAGUAUCGGUUGACCCCCUAAUUGCGCGUCGGUUGUCCUUUCGUGCACGAUCGCACCGGACUCUACUGGAGGUCUGGAGUAAAAAGACCCAAGGAUGCAGGCAAACCGACGAAACGGAGACCCGCGCCAAUCCGCCUAGGAUAGUACCUAUGCAAUUAAUCUGAUGCAGGUAAUACUGUGCGCACAUGCAACUAGAAGCAUAAUGGGAAGCAUGAUGAAUCAUAAUCCGUUUAGGAUAAAUCUUUCGCCUUUUACUAAAGAUUUCCGUGUGGGGGUGCAAUACAAUGAGUCUAUAUAGACAGUCUUGCAGCGCCUCGUUCUCGGGGCGGUUAAAGUGAAGAAGAAAGUCAUCCUGACAGGGCCUCUGUGCGUGCACCCCCAGACAUGAUGAGAACGUUAUCACAGAUACCGAAAUCGAGACAGUAGGUACAAUUGUAGAAUCAGUGGCCAGGGCUACCAAUUACCAUUCUGCCCACAAUUGUUCCUGGUAUAUGCACUGACCUCUUCUGUCUGUGGCAUUGUUGGCCAGCACUUGUGAACCAUCAGUGUGUCUUCGUCUUCGUUAAUAGAUAUCAGAUCAAGUUGCCCGAAGCGCCAGACAAUCUGAACCGUUUCAGAAUCCUCUUCAACUGUUUCCGCUGAUUUUAACACUAUCAUCGGACACUUGUGAGCCAUGAUAGGUUUCAAAUUGGGGAGGUUUACACAGAAUCUGCCUAACGUUUUGCCAAUAUUACACUGGGUCCUAAUGGUGGGUCGAAGUAAAUUUGGGAAUAAACGGAAUUGCGAGUUUUAGAUCGUCAACCGUGGAUGGGUGUCCUCACCGAUACCCACAAUUUGAUGCAUAUUUAAUGUCCCGUCAAAACGACGCAAAACAUUCAUUUUCGAUGUCCUACCCCUUCAAGGUCAUUCUCCUUCGCCAUAAAAGCUCUCCGUCGCGUUGACCUCACAGUUCAACUGAUGGCAUUGCCUGAAACACAGAUGCACACACCGAGACAGUCGCAGUCCCCCAUAUCUCACACCCCACAGUACCGACGAAUUGAGGCACAAAGCCCUUGAACUACUCCGUACAAUUGGGUUUGGCCCUUGAACCGGAAUCUUGUCGUUGACUCUGUUGAGGACAUCGCCCUGAGUUCGCGACAGGAUGUCACCCACUGCAUUUCCUAUUGUGGACACAAUCAGUAACAGGAAUGAGUCAUGAGAGUAACAGCGAAAUAAAGUCAAGUAGAGGUUUUGUGAUGGCUGAGUCAGAUCAUGCAUGGCUCUUGUUUAAAAUAACGUCUGGUACCCCAAUUUGUGGCGACGACCUCAAUCAUCAAAUCGUGUCCCGGUUAGCAAGAGAAGAUAUGAGCUAGCGUUUCUUUCUUAGGUAUCAGUGACCACGGACUAGGCUAUGGCGUGAGCCAACAGUGAUAAGUUCAGCCUGUGACAUUGUUCUUCUGGGUGGUUUACGGCUUUUAUAGGUUUUUUUGGGAGCCCUUACCCAGUUCAAGCAGAUCUGUCCAAAAUAAACGGACGCUCUCCGGCCACCGAGUGCGCUGUCCCACUGUCUCAUUGUUUCCUCCACUGCAAACUUCUUCAUUCCUUUCGGCGUCCGAGGCAUUCUGUAGGUGCCCAGAACGUGCAUGCGCCUUGCGCCUCUGGUCCACUUGCCGCAUUAGGAAUCAGGUGAUCACCGUGUUUUUUUUGAGAACGACGCAUACGAACAUUCAACUCCGGGGCAGCCAAUCACAAGCGUCCACGUGCUAUGAAACAGUCUAGCCGGCUCCUCAUACUGAUCGCGGCCGGGCCUCAUGUGAGACGCGUCUGUCUCUGGUUCAGGGACGCGAGCAGCCGUCGAGAGCACAGACCACCAUCUGUUUAGGAUAAACGCCUCCUACUCGCACGUUAGGCUUGAAAUAAUGGUGAUUAAGGUACACCCACUAUUCUAACUGCCACAAAUUGGUAACUCCCACUGGUCCUAGUCCGUCCACCCUGGAGCACGUGAAACAUAGACGACUGUGUCUAUCUGGGCGUGUGUACACCCGGGUUGCAGUGAGUAAAGGCAGACGCCCGGACGGCAUAUGAGCGUUCUCACUAUAGGCGAAUGACCUUGAAGCGCUGGUCGUCCAAAGAGGAUGUUUUGCAGGAUCUCUAUGCUUGGCUGCAACGGUGUGGAGACCAGUUAACCCAGCCCUUGUCACGGUUUCAAAUUUUUCCAGCAAGCAACUGUAGGUAAGUCACGGAGGAAUUACAUUCGCCGAUCUGUCUUGCUUGCUGUACGUAAAUGGGGAUUUUCUGGCCGACAGCUUCUGUCACUGCCCACACGUCUCGUGCCACGUGGCUCCGUCACAAUAGCCCAGAAAAUGUCACAACCCACAAAAUAAAACCUCGUUCACAAUGCCACCAGUGCCGAAGAGAAAGUAGAUUGGUUAACGCGUGCACGUCAAACCCCACCCUACGUUCACACAAUUGACUACCUGGGCAACAUGAAAACACCACGGCAACCAUGCCGGUCCCAGAAAAUGGGCGGUAGACCAGCCGCUAGCAACCCUUGAGCAAAUAUACCGAGGUUCUCCGUCUUCUCAGAAAAUGUGCUUUUGAAUCUACGCGCCAGCAUUUAAGGUAACGAAAAACAACUUUCCGUCUGCAGUUAAGUCAAUUAAAACUAAACUGCAUUGCCCCAGAGUUAAAGUGAGUAACAGUAAGUCUGUACAGGACAGACCCCACCUAAGUAAACUUCGUUUAGAUUAAGCUGUAGAAAGUUCAUACGCCCUGCUAGGUUUUGGAACAAUGCUCGAUAAUAGCUUCAAUAAAAGUGCACAGUCAAAUUCCAGGAAGCAGUCGUGAAGGAGAAAGCACGAUCGCUGGAACAAGAACUUUGUGUGCCUGAUUGUCCAGCUUAUUACUCGAACCCAUCAUCAGAGACGACAUCGCCUGUAUCCGAAGUUGCCUCUGAUGAUGGGUUCGAGCAGGAGGGCGAAACGUCAGGCGACUAGAACUGCUGAUUCAGUGGUUGUUUCUCGUUCACUUUUAUGCUAGGCUCUCGUCCGCCAUGUUCUGUUGUCAGCCCCAAUUGGGUCGGCAUGAUCUCAGUUCUCAUGAUUCUCCGGUGCUGCAGCCUCAAACAUCCAUCUUGCGCCUUGACUACCCCUCAGCUACCUAGGAAACCGUUUACACAUGAGAAUGAUGCGUUGGGCUGACCUGAACACAAAAUGUUUUUACGCAGUUGUCCCCAAAGACAACGGCAAUUUCAGCAACCAACCUCACUGACAGAAACAGCCGUUGCCAACAUGCCGUUGCGGAGGAACGUAUGUAGACCGUAGCAACAGUAUUUCACUUUCCUGCCCGAUAUAAUCGCUUUGGACCAUUCAUACUUUGAAUCGCAUGUGAUGGUUAAUCCGCCGCAUCGUUUGUGUUUUUUCUCUCUUCAGGCUGUGGGUAGCAUCAUCUGCGCACUCAUUAGCGAACUGCUGAAGGGCGAGUUUGUGUUUCUGUACACAAUGUGCGGAUUUGUCUGCGUCCUUGGUAAGUCAAUCGUGCUGACCCCUAAACACUUUCUCCUCCCCCCCCCCUCUUUCUUCUUCUUCUUCUUCUUCUUCUUCUUCUUCUUCUUCUUCUUAUUAUUAUUAUUAUUAUUAUUAUUAUUAUUCUCCUACACCACCACCACCACCACCACCACCACCACCACCACCACCACCACCACCACCACCACCACCACCACCACCACCACCACGACUGUUAGUUGUCGUGGCGGCAGUAGUCCUUUAAUAGCGAUAGUCGCAGUACUAUUAACGACUCCAACGGUGAUUGUUUGAAUGGUGAUUUUAGCGGAAAUAAUGGUCCUAAUGUUAGUAGUAUGGUGACUAGGGUUAGUGGUCAUAGUUGGACUAAUAGUAAUGCCGCCAGCUUCAUCGUCGUUAUUGUCAUCAAUAGAGGUUGCACUCUUUACAACACUGGUAAUUGUAGCAGUAGUAUCAGUCCUACUGUUGGCAAAAGUAGUGGUACUACUGGCAAUGAUGGUGGUAGUAGUAGUAGUAGUAGUAGUAGUAGUAGUGGUAGUAGUAGUAGUAGUAGUAGUAGUAGUAGUAGUAGUAGUAGUAGUAGUAGACCGCCCGCUGCGACCCCCAUUUGUUUUUAACCCAACCUGCAUCUUUGCAGACAUAAUGGGUAAUUGUUUUCUUAAUUUAUAGGUCUUUUCCUCCUUAUCUGGAUCCACGACCCCUUCAUUGCACGCAAACUCAAUCUGUGCCGUGUCUGUUCCGCCACCUGUCAAAGGUGUCAACCCCGUGUUCCUCUAAGCGCCGCGUAG